GUUAUGGUUGUGCACUACUGUCAAAUGAACGGCAUGUUUUUAUAAUUGGGGAAAAAUAAAUGAAAAUUGUUUGCGAAGCAACGAGCACUUCUAACCAGAGCAAUGGAUUCGUCUGAAAACAAUUCCGAUAGUGAAUAUUCCGUUGAAAAUGAAGACACAGAGUCGUCUUCUGACGAAGCAAAUAGUAGCGACGAGGAUGUGCCCAAACUUGCAGAUGAUGAAUACAAAGAAAUGCCGUUUGAAGAAUUGUUACAGUUGCAAAAGAAGCUUGGUUCGCGUGUAUAUAACGAAGCUAUAUUUGGCAAAUCUGCGGAGAGAAAACAAAGUGCCUCGGUGAAGCCAAAGCCGGCAAAAAAGCCUAAGCAAACAUCAGACAACGAAUCAGACGACGACAGUGGUCCGGAGGAGGUGACGUCCAAAAGGAAAGUUCCAGCCUUAGGAAUGGGAAAGCCAGCUAAAAAUACUUCCAUUUCGCAGCCGAGGGAUCCACGUUUUGAUCCCCGUCAAGGUUACUUCAGUGGUCGCCAGUUCCGUAACAAUUUCGGUUUUAUAAACGAUCUGCGCACCAAAGAGCUAAACAAAUUGAAAAAUAAGCUCGAGGCAGCGACCGAUCCGGAAGAUGCGGAUAAAUUGAAGUUUUUGAUUCAGCGUACCGAGAACCAGAUACGGGAGUACGCGAAACAAAAAACGCUCGAUAAGGAUAAGUUGCAACAGAAGCAACAGGUUCGCCUUGCCGUACAGGAAGGAAAACGGCCGUUUUACGAACGAAAGAGCACCAAGCAGGCACGCGCAUUGGUUGAGCAGUACGAUAAGCUUAAAGACGCCGGAAGCCUUGCUAAACAUAUCGACAAAAGGAGAAAGAAAAUUUCUUCCAAGGAUAGGAAAAAGCUGGAUUUCUCUACGUAGUGUCGUUUAUUCUACCGCUUAAUAAAGAUAAAGUGUCCAUCUAUCCAACACGUAA
This is a messenger RNA of Anopheles funestus (African malaria mosquito), 961 nucleotides long. Its product is annotated as ribosomal RNA processing protein 36 homolog. Gene Ontology annotation, biological process: maturation of SSU-rRNA from tricistronic rRNA transcript (SSU-rRNA, 5.8S rRNA, LSU-rRNA). The coding region runs from base 103 to 906 and encodes 267 amino acids. NCBI's taxonomy places the organism in Eukaryota, Metazoa, Arthropoda, Insecta, Diptera, Culicidae. The record is from RefSeq and is a predicted model, not a curated record. Gene Ontology annotation, cellular component: nucleolus; 90S preribosome. The transcript is spliced from 2 exons.